This is a messenger RNA of Phlebotomus papatasi, 2563 nucleotides long. Its product is annotated as facilitated trehalose transporter Tret1-like. Bases 1140 to 2552 code for a protein of 470 amino acids. Gene Ontology annotation, cellular component: membrane. NCBI's taxonomy places the organism in Eukaryota, Metazoa, Arthropoda, Insecta, Diptera, Psychodidae. The record is from RefSeq and is a predicted model, not a curated record. The transcript has 3 exons. Gene Ontology annotation, biological process: transmembrane transport. Gene Ontology annotation, molecular function: transmembrane transporter activity.
CAGGCUUUUUAUUCAUUUCGCGGGAAUGUUUUUACCUUAGUUAGGUACUGCAUAAAGUAAGAGCAGAUUAAAUGGGAUACAAUGGAAAAUUUUCAGGUGGAAAACUUCUUAGGGUAAUACAAAAGGUUAAGAUCCUGCUUUAGGUGAACGUCCUAAUUUAAAAUUUAACCCAGUUUAGAGAUUCCUACUGCAAUUUAUUGCUUUGGCAAACUUAGCAACAGUUAUCAUGUAUUUUUCUAACUUUACCUAUCUCAGGUGAAUGAAAUAACAUAUUUUUCCAGCCUUAGGGGAAUGUAGGCAUGGUUCGCACAGAGUGAACCUUCAAACGAUGCGAAUUUUCUCUUUGUUUGCAAAGAGCUGACUUACCAUUUCUUCUCGUCUCAUGAUCUUAAUAAUUAUCUAUCUUAUGGCUAAGAAAUGACAAACUAGCUUUUUGCAAUCCAAGAGAAAAUUUGCGUUGUUUGAAGGUUUACUCUGUGCGAACCAUGCCAACAUUCCCCUAUAGAAAAGCCUCAAGGUUAAGUUCAAGUUGAAAGAAAAAUCCAAAUUUUGCCUCUUAUAUUUUCCUUGUUUAUUGCGAUAAACUUAGUACAUUCACUUGUGGAAUGAUUCGGAAUAAACCAGCAUAUGACUUGGCACCCUCGUGUCCAUGAUUUAUGAUUUUUUGCUACUUCAUAAUUUACGUUUUAAUUCAAAAUGACCUUGCAUUCAUCUUUUCAAUUGAAAUUCUAUUAAAAGACACACUCAGGGCAAUCAUCUUCCAGAUGAACCCCUAAUAAAAAAAAGACACACUCUAAAUAUGAUAGUCAUGAUAGUUCUUAGUUCAAUUAGAAAUAGUUAAAAUAUAUUUGCUUGACAUGAGACAGGGAGAUUGAUUGUAUUGUAUUGUGACGCGUUCUCAAGAUUUCUAUCAAUUUAUAACUGAUAUGUUUCUCAUGUCAACCGAGUGACUGUGAUACAUUUUUUAUUAUUCUUUGUGCAUAUAGACAAUUUCUGUCUCGUCUACUGAAGGCACACAAUUGUUCAGAAUUGUUUUUAGCACUGUAGAGAUUAGGCAAAAAUAAAUACUUCCAGCAUUUUAGUAGAUAAAAGCUAUUCUCUUUUAUUCGAGAUCAUUCAGUUUGGCUUUAGGAGUGGCUAUGGAGUGGAAAAUUGCGCUUAGUGGGAGACUUCUCCAGUUUUUGGGUGCUUUUUUAGUGAAUUUCCACACAAUGGUUUACGCUGUUGUGGCAAUUUGGCCCUCAUCUGCCCUUCCUGUACUCCUGUCGAACUCUAGUCCCUUGCCCAGUGGUCAGAUAUCCAUAGGAGAUGCCUCUCUGAUUAGUUCAAUUCUCUACUUUGGAGGCCUAGUGGGUACUCUGAGUUUUGGCUACAUUGGAAAGAGAUUGGGUCAAAAAUUGAGCAUCCUCCUGGCCACAGUACCCGAAAUUGCAGCUGCUCUGUGCAUAAUUUUUGCCCAAAAUGUCUACUAUCUGCACAUAUCGAGAUUCCUCAGUGGAAUUGCCGGUGGAGCCAUCCAAUUAAUUCCAGCGUAUGUUUGUGAAAUUUCGGAAGACUGUAUCAGAGGAAUUCUUGGAUCAAUUCUGGGAAUUGUUGAUUGUGUCGGCGUUUUGGUUGGGGCUAUUGUGGGAGCAUAUUUGCCCUUCUACAGUGCUCCAUAUGUCCUCAUACUCCUAUCUGGAAUAUCUCUACUUUUCAUCUUUUUUCCAGAAUCUCCACAGUUUCUCCUGUUGCACAAUAAAAUCCCAGAAGCUGAGAAAUCACUUGAUUUCUUUCGCAAGCCAGCACCAAGGGAAAAGGUCACAGAAGAAUUUAAUCAUCUCAGGGAAUCAAUUCUGGAUACACAGAAAAAUUCUCCAGACAUUAUUAGCAUUCAAGAUUUCAAGAAUCCAACCACAAUAAAAGCCCUCGUGAUUUGUUUUGUGAUUUUCACUGGACGUCAAGCUUCAGGAAUUGGUCUGAUCCUCAACUUCAAUGGGUUAAUAUUCAAGGAAACGGGAAUGGAAAUGGAUCCCAAUUUAGGAACAAUAAUUUUUGCCAGUAUUCAACUUGUCAGUUUCUUUACAAUGUCAUUGUAUAUUGAUCGAUUUGGAAGAAGAAUUCAGCUUAUUGGAUCCCUUAUGGGUACAUUUUUGAGCUUUAUUCCCAUUGCUACUUACUUCUUCGCUAAGGAUUCUGGCUUGGAUGUCUCCGCAUACUCUGGAUGGGCUCCUCUUGUGGCAUUUUCAGGGAUAGCGAUUUUUUCAAUGGGGCUCAUUCAUACCCCAACGAUCAUCCUCACAGAGAUUGUGCCCACAAAGCUUCGAGGAACAUGCGUCUUUAUCAUUUACCUGGUAACGAGAGUUCAGUCAAUACUUAUGAUGCACUUUUUCCUUCCGUUGAUUGAUAAAUUUGGACUGCAUACGUGCAUGAUUGCAUUCGCAACCUGGACACUGUGUGAGGCAAUCUUCAUAUUCUUUUACUUGCCAGAGACAAAAGGAAGAAGUGUUGAUGAUAUUGUAAAAACGCUUGUUGAUAAACGAAAAAGAAAAUGCAAUAAAACAGAUUGUUAGGAGAUUAUAAA